UCUCCCCAGAGCCUUUCCCUGGACUGGCAGCAGAGGCAGGAGAAGCUGCAAGUCAGAGUGUAGACACAUCUGAGCAACUUGCAAGGAGCAGAAGGACGUCCGUCCCAUCCCAGAGCAUCCCCCAGGGCUGGGCUGGGGCACAGGCACCCGGCUGCUCCCCCUCCAUGGUGUAUUGCCGUGGCUCUGGCCCUCAAGAUGAGCUCUGAUCCCAGUUGCGAGCCCUCUGCCCCCACGGAGGCUCUCUACUCUGCCCUUGAAGGUGAGAUCGAUGUCUUUGUGAGGCACGUGCAGCAGUGCAGGCACAGCUUCGACCUCCGUGUGCUGCACAAAGUGCUGCUGCUGGUGCUGCCUCACAGCCCCUCAGGAAGGCUGGACAGCUGGGAGGACCUGGAGCGGCUCUCCAAGCACCUGCCCGGCUCACCAAGCCCCGAUGUGCGUGGCUAUGUGGGCUGGCUGGGCUCUUACCUGCAGCACCUGCGGGCCACGAAGGAGAGGUUUGACACAAGGGUGGUGUUCCCGCUGUGUGAGCAUCUGUAUGUGCAUGAGGAGCCGCUCCCCCCUGCCUCCAUCCCACACCUGGCCGCGCUCCUCUUCGCCCACCGCCGCAACUGGGCACUGCUGCUGCGGGGAGGGAUGCUCCAUGAGCGGGUGUUCAGCCCCCGCAGCCUGCGUGACCUGCGUGGCUUUGCCAACGCAGGGCCAGUGGCAAAGGUCCUGCGGCUGCUUCCUGACAUCUUUCAACGGAGCCUGGCCAUGGCUGAGCUUGCCCAGCAGUGGGUCCGUCUGCACCGGAGCAGAUACAGCCACUGCUCACCUCCAGGCUCCGCGCAGCCAAGCAGUAAGGCUCCCCGACCCCCAGACUCUCCCAUUUCGAUGAAGCUUUGGGGAGCAGGGAGCAGUGCUGGGGCGCUGCGGGCUCAGCUGCGGGAGAGCUGGGAGGAGCUCCUGGUCCUGCUGCCCCGUGCUGAGCGAGCAGCCGCCCUGCACACCCAGAUCCGCAGCGUCACCCAGCGCAUCCGCGCCCUGCGCCUGCAGCUGCAGUGCCAGGGGAUUGAGCCUGGGUAUGUGGGACGUGGGGGGCACACAUCUCCAGCUGCCCUGAUGGAGGAGCUGCAGAAGCACCUGGAGCUGGAGGAGUACCACCGCGGCAUCCUGGAAGCCGACUGGCUGCUGGAGCUGGAGGUCAGGCCCGUCCUUGUCCGCAGGAUCGAUGCGGUUCAGCAGCGCUGCCGGCACCUGGAGAGGAUGCUGUGGGGCCGGGAGUUGGCUGUCCCACAGAGGGAGCAGCCCCGGAGCAGGAUGACCACCACGCCUGCUCAGCCCUCUGCCACCUACCCCAUGCCAGCAGGCAAACCCAGCCCCAGGAGCAGCCAGCAACACUGACUGCAGGAAGCAGGGUGAUAUCCUGUGCCCCACAGCAGCAGCAGCACCUACCCCCAGGCUGGAGCCAGCUCACAGGGACCUGGAAGAGUGCUGGGGCAGGGCUGUAGGCUGCCUGCCCAGGUUGGCUCGCAUCUGGGAAGAAAGUGUGGAGGGAAAGUGUAUUUAAUGACAUGUUUCAUCUGUACUCAGCUGCUUGGCAUGUUUCUGCAGGCUGGGUAAAGAGACAGGCUCAUGUGCUGCUGAACGUGCAGGCACAGGCAUACGUGUGUAUGGCUGCAUGCAGGCACAAGUGCAUGUUCCUGGUUAAAUAUGGGGCUCCCGACUGCUAGUCUAGCAGGCAGCGUGGGGUCCCCAACUCAGCCUGCUGCAGCCACUAAUGGCGGUGGCAGAGCCCACAUCCGUGCUGG
Gallus gallus (chicken) is the source of this 1790-nucleotide messenger RNA. RefSeq lists its product as uncharacterized. The coding region runs from base 196 to 1383 and encodes 395 amino acids. NCBI's taxonomy places the organism in Eukaryota, Metazoa, Chordata, Aves, Galliformes, Phasianidae. The record is from RefSeq and is a predicted model, not a curated record. The transcript is spliced from 3 exons.